Messenger RNA from Oncorhynchus gorbuscha (pink salmon), 3069 nucleotides. RefSeq lists its product as uncharacterized. The coding region runs from base 603 to 2879 and encodes 758 amino acids. NCBI's taxonomy places the organism in Eukaryota, Metazoa, Chordata, Actinopteri, Salmoniformes, Salmonidae. The record is from RefSeq and is a predicted model, not a curated record. The transcript is spliced from 19 exons.
UUUGGGGGGGGUCGUAAUUUAUUCUAUUUUUUUUUGCCACAAUAAUAACAGUAUUGCACAUUAAUACAGGCACAUUCCUGUGAAUACAAUACAUAAAAUAAUAGAACACCAGGCUGCAAUUGAGAUCUCCUCAUAAUGUAAAUCCUGUCAGACCAAUGGUUGCGCGCCACGUUAUCGGCCGUGUCAUCGACUGACAGACUGCUGAAACAGAUGAUGCGGUUUGCUCAUACUUAAAAUACAAAUCAAGGCGUUGUAAAAUCUGGGAUGUGUCAUCAAUGUCCUUGUUUUUCCACCUGGCACAUGAAGCUGAAAAUUAACUCUUUGUUUCCCUUUUGCAUUACAAUCUUUGAAGGAAAAUGCUACAACAACAUUGCUAUAAUUACUAUUAGUGGGGAAGUCUUGACUGUAAUAUCGCUUAAAAACGGUAGAUACAUAGCCUAUGCAAUUAGGCUAAUUGUUGAUUCACCUGCCAGGUGUGUGGUCCUCACCCAGUCAAAAUGGCAGCUGAUAAGACAAUGGCAGCUGAUACAACAAACAAAAAAAUAAUUUUGGAAUUAUAAGCAUGCACAAGAACCUUGUUUAUGGAAUCACAAUUAUGAACGAUGAAAGAGUUAUCUGAUUUUUUUUUUAGUGUACUCUUGCUUUGCAUACUUCCCAUCUAUGCUACUGACACCAUACCCAUUGGAAUGUUCAAAACUGAGUGUCAGGAUCGCCACUUCUGGCUGUCAGUCAAGUCGAGCCUCCUUGGUCAGAAGUUUAGGUUUGAUGUUGAAGGUGAGUCUGACAGUAGUGGUGCCCACACCCUCUCAGGCCAGGGGGCUGCAGAAUGUGGCUACACCAUGGUGCUGGACUCCUGGGGGGACCUGGUCCUCCGUGCUUCCUACCUGGCUUGUUAUGUACACAAUGAGAAAGACACUGCUUUCCGAAUGCUGGUGUGGUUUGUGAACAGAGAUGUUGACGGUGAGGAUAUGUCCUACCCUCUCCAGCUGACCUGCCCUUUACACCAGCCAUGGAAUCCCCGGGAGAUAGUCUGUGAAGAGAACUAUAUGGAGAUGUCUGCCAUAAAACCGGUCCCUCCUGCCAACCACAAGGGUCUGGAAUGGAUGACACCACCACCUGUGUGGUCGGAGGAGGGUCUGAGGGAGUGGCGUGUGGUGUUCCGGGUGCCAGGUGACCAGCAGGGGAGUGAUGGGAGACCCUCUAUGAUAGAGAAGACCCUGCCUGUAGAGAUGGCCCAUCUCCUGGGCUACCACAUCAACACCACAGAGACGCGUGUUCUGCUGCGCUGUGCCUAUGGCUCCCGCCUCUCCUACAUCCUACAGGAGAAAGGUAUCGAGGUGGAGGUGGUCAGUGCCACCAUUCUUUACAAACACCACUGGACACUUCUAAGAGUGGACGCCUCGGUUGCUUGCACCACAAACAAGGCCUCCAUGAAUGGGAAGCACAUUCUGUGGAGGUUCCCCAAGUUGCUGUCCACCCUGGUGCAGCCCCCCUUCAGAGACAAGGGCCUGACGGUGGGAGUGAAGGGACGCUACCUGAGUGACUGUGUGGCCCGUCAGCGAGGAUAUGACAUACAGGAACAGGAUGGAGCUGUGGAGAUCAGGAUUCCAUUUGGUGCAGAAGGCGGCUACAUCAAGAGCCAGGUGGUGGAUGGCCAGUACUCCCAGUCCUAUUUCAUUGACCUGUUCUACAUGCACCAGUGGGAGGAUUCUCAGUCGGCUCACACUGAAUACCGCUCCUUUAGACCCCUUUCUAUCAUCAAUCUGCCUCAGACACCAAUUCUUAUCAACGAAACCAAUCCCUCUGAGGGACAGUUCUCUGUGUCUCUGGGCUUGUUCCCCCAUGAUGUGUCUCUGUCCAACAUCACUGUGGGGGACCAGUCCAUGGCAGAGCAGCUAGGGGUUUACCUCUCACAGGUCCCCUUCCCCAAUGGCACCCAUGCCUACCUACUUAAGACACCCUUUUCACACCAUCUGGUCUCCCAGAAGUAUCUUGGGCAGGGGUACAGGAGGUACAGUCUGGCAGUGACCUUCACUCUUUCCAUCUCCCCCCACUCUGACCUGUACCAUUACCCUGCCACCGUGGAGGCUGUCCUACAGGAUGUUGUCCUGCCCAGAGUGGAGGGGGGGUGCUCUAAUGAAGGGGUGCGUCUGCAGCUGCACUACGGAAACAUGGACACCCAGUGGGAGGUGUACGUGGAGGGUCGCAGGCUAGACUGGGCGCUGGUGGAGAUGGGCGACUACGCCCUGGAGACCAGACGGGACUACUUCAGUAUGGUGAUCCCUCUUUACGGCCUUGGCAUGGCCUACGAGGGUCUGAGUUUACAGGGGCUGGUGGUAACUGUGAGAAUGACACUGGAGGACAGAGAGACGGCCAUACAGGAGCACACCUUCACCCAGCGCUGUAUCUUCCUUGUGAAGGAACUACUGGUGUGCCUCCCAGACAGCAGGAUGGUGGUGGUGGUGGAUACAUCCAGGGUUUCUUCAGCCGUCAACCCCAGGCUAACAUCCCUGCUGGAUGCCUCCUGUGUUCCCAUAGAGACUGAUGGAGCUAGGGCUCUGUACAGCUUCUCUCUAGACUCCUGUGGCACCUCCACAACUCUGGUGGAGGAUCACCUGGUGUACACCAAUGAAGUCCGGUAUCGGCCCAAAGUCCCCAUAGAUCUGAAGACCUUCAGCUCCCCAUAUCCCCACUUCAGUAUCCCAAUUGGUUGCAUCCACCCAGCGAAUGGGACCCGUGCCCUGACAAUCUACCAGCCCCGGGCCCUCCCUGCCUGGCCCCACAGCCGAGCCUCUCACUCCCACCAUCAUCACCCAGGGGCCCAGCAACAGCCCUUCAUCAGAGGAAGAAAACGUAAUGGGCUACCAGCUGGAGGUUGACAUCAGUAGCAGGCCCCCUGUCCUCUGAGGUGUACCUGUACCAAUGAUAAACUUGGUCACCGUGAUGCCAGGGGGUCCUGGCAUUAUCGAUGUAUACUGGGCUGGCCCCGAUUUGGUCAGUCACAACCCAGCCUUAUACAACAUCAUGACACGUAAUAUAUGUCUAAUAAAAUAAUUUGGCAUAUAAAAA